AUGUGCUUUGUACGAUCUGUGUCUUUUAUAUGUGACAGGGACACAAAAACUCAACCCACAGAUAGGGGGAUGGAGGCCAUUGUAUGUGCAACACAUGGAGCCAUGGGCUCCGUGCUACGGAAGCUGGGUGCUUUGCUCUCUGAUGAGUAUAAACUUCUCAGAAGUGUGAAAGGUGAUGUCAUGUUCCUUAAAGCUGAGCUUGAGAGCAUGCAUGCUUUUCUCAAGAUGAUGUCCGAGGUUGAGGAUCCUGAUGAGCUGUCCAAGUGCUGGAUUAAGGAGGUACGAGAGCUGUCCUACAACAUCGAGUAUGGCAUCGACAGUUUCAUGCUGUCCCCGUGUGGCGAGUCCAGCCGCAAACCCCGUGGCUUCAAGGGACGCCUCAGCAGGUGCAUGGAUAUAAUGACAAAUUCCAAGACGCGCCAUUGCAUUGCCAAGAAAAUCAAAGUUCUCAAACAAGAUGCUAUUGAGGUCAGCAGUCGGCGGGCGAGGUACAAGGUUGACGAUGUUGUCUCCAAGCCGAGCAGGAUAAGCAUAGAUCCCCGCUUACCAGCAUUUUUCACCGAGAUGACGAGGCUCGCUGGCAUUGAUGGCCCAAAGGAUAAACUCAUCAAGUUGCUAACUGAAGGGGAAGUUGCAAUUGCACAGCAGCUAAAGGUGGUGUCCAUUGUUGGAAUUGGGGGCCUUGGAAAGACUACUCUUGCUAAUCAAGUGUACCAGAAGCUGGAAGGGCAAUUUGAAUGUCAAGCUUUCGUGUCGGUGUCCCAAAAACCCGACUUGAAGAGGAUUUUGAGAAAUAUACUCUCUCAGAUCUGCUGUCAAGAGCGUGUCAGCAACGAAGAAUGGGAUGAGCAGCAACUCAUCAACACAAUAAGACAGUUCCUCAAGCAUAAAAGGUACUUCAUAGUAAUCGAUGAUAUAUGGGGCACCCCAGCAUGGAGAGCAAUCAAAUGUGCUUUUCCUGAAAAUAGUUCUUCCAGCAGAAUACUGACAACAACACGUAUCCUCACAGUAGCCAAGUAUUGUAGCCAUGAUCGUGUGUAUGAAAUAAAGCCUCUUAGUGCAACUCACUCUAAGAGCUUAUUUUUCAAACGAGCAUUUGGCUGUGAAGGUGGAUGCCCUCUUCAACUGAGGGAAGUUUCAGAUGAAAUAUUAAAAAAAUGUGGCGGCUUGCCGUUGGCAAUCAUUACAGUAGCUAGCUUAUUGGCAAAUAAAGCUAGUACCAGAGAAGAAUGGCUGAGAAUACGGAAUUCUCUUGGUUCAGCACUUGAAAAGGAUUUAGACAUGGAAGAGAUGAAGAAGAUAUUGUUCCUUGGUUACAAUGAUCUCCCCUACCAUUUGAAGACAUGUUUGCUAUAUCUAAGUAUAUUCCCUGAAGAUUAUGUGAUCAAGAGGGAUCGGCUGGUAAGGAGAUGGAUCGCGGAAGGUUUUAUCAUUGUAGAAGGUGGACAGGAUCUGGAGGAAGUAGGAGAAGGCUAUUUCAGCGAUCUGAUAAACAGAAGCUUGAUUGAACCAGUUGAAAUCCAGUAUGAUGGUCGAGCUGAUGCUUGUCGUGUCCAUGAUAUGAUUCUUGACCUAAUUAUAUCCAAGUCAAUUGAAGAAAAUUUUGUAACCUUAUCUGGUGACAGCAAACAUAACUCACUUCCAUAUGAUAAGGUUCAUCGACUAUCCCUGAACUAUCAUGCUCAAGAACAUACUAUGGUACCAUCGAACAUGGUUGUCUCUCAUGUUAGAUCCCUCACUAUCUUUGGAUGUGCCGAAGCUGAACACAUGCUUUCUCUUUCAAACUUUCAAUCCGUAAGAGUGUUAGAUAUAGAAAAUAGAGAGGUGUUGGAACACAAAUAUCUUGAACACAUAAGCAGGCUUUCUCAGCUGAAGUACCUUCGACUCAAUGUUAGAAGAAUCACAGCACUUCCUGAACAACUUGGAGAAUUGCGGAAUUUACAGACCUUAGACUUAAGAUGGACAUGGGUAAAGAAGUUGCCAGCUAGUAUUGUUCAACUACAGCAACUGGCAUGUCUGUUAGUUAAGAGCGCAGAGUUGCCCGAAGGGAUUGGGAAUAUGCGAGCUCUACGGGAAUUAUCAGAGAUUGAAAUCAACCAGAAUACCUGUCUGACCUCUUUGCAGGAGCUGGGCAGUCUGACCAAACUAAGAAUACUUGAGCUGAACCUGAAUUGGCACAUAAGUAGUACAAACAGUGGCAUGAAAGCUUGUGUAGAUAACUUGGUCAUGUCCCUCUGCAAACUAGGCAUGCUCAACCUUCGUUCAAUACAUCUUCAGAGCUACCAUUCUUGUUCCCUUGAUUUCCUAAUUGACUCUUGGUUUCCUCCUCCUCAUCUACUCCAGAGAUUUGAGAUGUCCAUUAACUACUAUUUCCCCACAAUCCCAAAGUGGGUAGCCUCACUUGAGCACCUCUCUUACCUAGGCAUCUAUGUCAAUCCAGUGGACGAGGAAACAUUCCGAGUCCUUGGUAACCUGCCCUCUCUAUUAUUUCUCUGGAUAACUUCAAGAACAGCAAGACCUAUAGAAAGGCUCAUUAUCAGCAAUAAUGGAUUCCGAUACCUGAAAGAAUUCUACUUCACUUGCUGGGACAGCGGGGCAGGGCUGAUGUUUGAAGCAGGAGCCAUGCCGGAGCUUGAGAACCUUCGGGUUCCAUUUAAUGCGCAUGAUGUGUUCCCUUCGAGUGGUGGUCUUGAUUUUGGCAUCCAGAAUCUGUAUUCGCUCAAGCAUCUCCACAUCGAGAUAGUUUGUUAUGGCGCGAAAGUUAGGGAGGUGGAGGCCUUGGAGCAUGCUGUCAAGAAUGCGGCUGGCUGUCUUUCAGACGAGCUCACUCUUGAAGUGAAUAGAUGGGAUGAAGAAGAGAUUGUUAAGGAUGGGGAGCAUAAACUGGCAGAGGAGGAGCUCUCUUGCCAAUGA
Molecule: messenger RNA, 2913 nt
Organism: Triticum turgidum subsp. durum (durum wheat)
Lineage: Eukaryota; Viridiplantae; Streptophyta; Magnoliopsida; Poales; Poaceae
Source: the annotation of a GenBank genome assembly